This is a messenger RNA of Pistacia vera, 1134 nucleotides long. RefSeq lists its product as uncharacterized. The record is from RefSeq and is a predicted model, not a curated record. NCBI's taxonomy places the organism in Eukaryota, Viridiplantae, Streptophyta, Magnoliopsida, Sapindales, Anacardiaceae.
AUGAAGAAAAAUUCAGUUGCUAUACAGAGUUUAGGUAAUUUUCCAAGUCCUGGAGCUCUAAAGGGAUGGAGUUCAAAGCGUGUAGCACACCCAACAAGCACCAGCAGCAGCAAUAGGCACAUAAGUGCUGCUGCUUUGACACCAUUUUAUAGUGGAAAGACAUUGCCUUUUAAAUGGGAAGAUGCAGAGAGGUGGAUUUGUAGUCCAGUUGGUUACAGUCCUAUGAAGACUUCUUCACAUUCUCAGUUUCAGAGGCGGCCUAAGUCCAAAAGUGGGCCUAUUAUGCCUCCUAGCAUGGGCCGGUAUUCACUUGCUAUGCAACUUCUUGAUGGUGUUGGUGUAAAGAAUUUUAUGGCGGCGUCUCCAUUUUCGAUUGGAGUUUUAGUACCUAAUGGGGUUUGUGUUAACUAUGGUGUUGAUCAGGGUUAUUUGGUGCAGAGUGAGGGCCAUGUAGCCCGUUGCAGUAGUGUACCUAGUUGGUCAGAUUUAGUGAGUGAGAAUUCGUUGCCAAGCUCUCAAGGUAUAAAGCUUGAUGAAAUCUUGGAUGCCGAAAACACAGUUUCUCAUGUGCCUUCACGAAGAGAUAUGGCUACACAAAUGAGUCCUGAGGGAAGUUCCCAGUGAUCCCCUACCUCUCCUCAUGAACCACAAAGUGAUCAUCCUGUUAAAUUGGAGAUUAGGGAAGUGCAGGUAGACAAACGAGCUACCACGAUAAGCUGGUCCAAGAAACAUGGAUCCAGAAUGAUUAGGAAAUGUGUGCCAGAUAUUGAGGAAUUGUACCAAAAUCCUUCUGGCCCUUGUGCUUCAUCUUGGGAUCUUUCUGAGGCAACCACUAACAUUUCAAAGUUGCGAAGAGAAGAAGCCAAGAUCUCUGCAUGGGAGAACUUGCAGAAGGCAAAAGUUGAGGCAGCCAUAAGAAAACUUGAGAUGAAACUAGAAAAGAAGAGGUCUCACUCUAUGGAUAAGAUCUUGAACAAGCUAAAAAUAUCUCAGAGGAAAGCCCAAGAAAUGAGAAGCUCAGUGUCGAUCACACAGGAACAACAGGUUGCCAAGACUUCUCACAAGGUUAGGUUCUUCCAUAAGCAUGUCCAGAAGAGUUCGUUCAGGACUUGCUUCACCUGCCAUGGUGCCUAG